AUGAAGAUUUGCUAUGGCAUCAUCUACGGGAUGGGAGCCAAGUCUCUGGGGGAGCAGAUGGGCGUGGAUGAGAACGAUGCUGCCUGGAUCCAGUCCUUCCUGAAAGACACGGUGAAGAGCUGUGUAAAAAAGGGCUACGUUCAGACACUGCUGGGACAGAAGAGAUACCUGCCUGGAAUCACAAACGCCAACACCUACAGUGUGUGUGUUUCUGCCUCUCAGGCAGAGCGCCAGGCGGUGAACACCACUGUUCAGGGUUCAGCUGCUGACAUUGUUAAACUGGCCACUGUCAACAUCCAGCAGAGACUACAGGAAACCUUCCCUACUGCCCCCCUGUCACAUCAACACCCACACUCAGACAGGGGCCGUAGCAGGACAUGUUCUCGGGUCAGAGGGGCUUACUUCAUCCUGCAGCUGCAUGACGAGCUGAUCUACGAGACCACAGAAGAAGACCUCAUUCGGGUGGCUCAGAUAGUGAAGAGAGAGAUGGAGUCAGCAGUCAAGCUUUAUGUGAAGCUCAGAGCCAAAGUCAAGGUGGGACCCAGCUGGGGUGACCUGCAGGACAUGGACAUAUGAAGGGGGGUUGAAA
Hypomesus transpacificus is the source of this 589-nucleotide messenger RNA. RefSeq names its product DNA polymerase theta-like. NCBI's taxonomy places the organism in Eukaryota, Metazoa, Chordata, Actinopteri, Osmeriformes, Osmeridae. The transcript is spliced from 6 exons. Gene Ontology annotation, biological process: double-strand break repair via alternative nonhomologous end joining; DNA-templated DNA replication. Gene Ontology annotation, molecular function: DNA binding; DNA-directed DNA polymerase activity. The coding region runs from base 1 to 576 and encodes 191 amino acids. The record is from RefSeq and is a predicted model, not a curated record.